Molecule: messenger RNA, 1721 nt
Organism: Phyllotreta striolata
Lineage: Eukaryota; Metazoa; Arthropoda; Insecta; Coleoptera; Chrysomelidae
Source: the annotation of a GenBank genome assembly
UUGGAAUUCCUUAAUUUUUGACAAAUGGGUCCCAUAAUGGCUUCCAAUCAGCAAGAAGUGGAUAUUUUAGAAAAUUGGGAAGAAAUCGAAGAGACUGAUGUUUUAGAGAAAAAAUUUAAUAACCUUAUAGCUCCCAGUAAAUCACUCGAUAGUAGAAGUAAUGGUAAUUUAGACCAACCUGUUAAAAUUAUACUAACAGGAGACGAUGCCUUAAGAACACAGUACGUGCCUCCGGAGCCUACGGUUAAAAUCCUCAAACGACCAUCUAAAGACCAUCAAACUAACGGAGAUUCUAAAGUAUUCCAACCUAAGAAAACGUUGCAACAAAGAGAAUUAGAAUACGCCGAAGCCAGACUUAGAAUAUUAGGAGAGGCUAGUCCAGAAAAACUCGACGAAAGAAUAAGCAUACAAAAACCGACUCAAACGGAUAGUUUGAAUUUACUUCGGAUGCCGAAAGGUCCAGACGGCACAAAAGGUUUCACAACUAGGAGGUAGUACUUUUCCAAAUAUGAGUUACGACUUUUACAGUUUUUACACGGCAUAUCCAUUUAAAUAUCUCCCGAGAAGCGAUGUAAGGACGCUUGAUUGCAUUUAAUCGUGCAUUAAUUGUGCUACUGUAAAUUAACAUUUCGUUCACAAACAAUAGGAAAUCUAUUGUGGAUAUGUUGACUAUAGCAGUUUUCCAUUGUAUAAUUUAAAUCUGAAUGAUUCAAGACUGAGAAAUAAUAGGUGCAAUAAUUCGGUAAUUACGAAUAGACUGAUUAUCACUAGAAUAACAAUGGCUAGUAAAAUUUCAUAUAGUUGUUAAUGUACGUUUGAAUUUCAAUUUGUCCCGUCAAAAUAGAGAAUCUCUGCUCAAUGAAACACAUCAUGAUUGUUACCGUUGCUUUUCCGGUUUUGAAUCAUUCGAAUCGGACUUAAAAGGUAUAUUUAGUGUAAAUUUUUGUACCAGUGAAUUGUAUAAAAUUAGUUUUAGCAUGUCUGGAAAAUUCAACGUAUUUUGUUCGAUCCCAUCCGAACGUCACGAAUUAAUUUUAAGCGAAAAUUAACGGGAAUAAACUAGUUUUAUGCAAUUUUAUAAAACAUUAAUAUAUCAUGACAUAGAUUAAGUGUUUAUAAAAAUAAUUAGUUUUUCACGAAUAGUGGGAGACUAUUGUUAUUGAAAUUGAUCAAUACUUGUGUCCUAUAAACUCGUUUGUGGGUAAAUUAUUUACUAGCACGAUCGUUUCACAAAGAAAUGCUGCGUAAUUAUGAUAAUAUUAAUAAUGUUGAGAAAGGACCGGAUGCAAAUUUUGUCUUGGGAAAAGUGCUUUGUGAAAUGAAGCUAAACUCUUCUUCAUCGACACCACAAGACUUGUACAAGUCAGAAAAAAAUCAUAUUAAUUAAUACUUUUUAUGAAACGAUUUUGUAUUACUGUAUACUGUAAAAAGUAUAUGGUUCUGUAUUAUUGUAAACAAGUAAAUUCGUUUGUUACUUUCACCGUCUUUCGUAUGAUAUAUAGACCUCAAUCAUAUAACUGUAAGAAGCAAACAAAUAUUUUAAUUUACAGAACAGAUUGUACACUUUUUCGAUAUUAUAUUGAUUGCAAUCAUUUUCAUCAUAUACGAAUAAUUCAUAUGUGUAUUUCUUGUAGAUAUAAAUUCUAAUUUAACAAUGCAUGUAAUAAUAUAUUUUCUUUGAGCUUGUCUUCAUUAUGUAGCAUCAAGUUUGAUAAUAUUAU